Messenger RNA from Rhizopus microsporus ATCC 52813, 1183 nucleotides. RefSeq names its product FSH1-domain-containing protein. The transcript has 5 exons. Gene Ontology annotation, cellular component: cytoplasm; nucleus. Lineage: Eukaryota; Fungi; Mucoromycota; Mucoromycetes; Mucorales; Rhizopodaceae. The record is from RefSeq and is a predicted model, not a curated record. The coding region runs from base 78 to 785 and encodes 235 amino acids.
AAAAUAUUUAUUCCGCUUACUAUAUACACUUGUAGUUAUCAAAACUCUAUCUUUCACUCUUUUUAUUCACUUUUGAAAUGACAGAAACUAAAAAACUUCGUAUACUUUGUCUUCAUGGAAUGGUGCAAAAUGCAACUGUAUUUCGUAAAAAGACUUCAGUAAUUAGAAAGAAACUUGACAAGAUCGCCGACAUGGUCUACGUUACUGCACCACAGAUGACAGUUGAUCCUCAAUAUACUUCAGAAGCCCACAGAGAAGCAGCUGCGGAUGAAAAUGCUCCUGAAGAGGCAAAACCAUUUGCUUGGUGGCAUCCUUACAAGAAUGACGAUAAAAACCUUACAGAAGAUGGAUAUUAUCGAGGAUUCAAAGAGUCUGUUGCUUACUUAAAGGAUUUUAUGCAAAAAGAGGGACCCUUUGAUGGCAUCUUUGGAUUUUCUCAGGGAGCAUGUCUUGCUGCAGUCAUGCUUGUUGGACUUGAGAAUCGCAGUAAUUUACCGCUCUUUAAGGAUCUUAAUCACCCCAAUUUUAGAUUUGCCAUGCUUGCUGCUGGCUUUAAGCCUUCGAGUCAAAAGGCUACACAAGACUUUUGGACACACAAGAUAAAUACACCAACACUACACAUGAUCGGCAUGGAAGAUAGCUUGAUUACGCCAGAAAUGCAGCAGACUUUGGUUGAUCAAUGUGUUGAGCCCAAUGUUAUUCGACAUAAUGGAGGUCACGUUGUACCUUCCAAUGCACCUUCGAGGAAUGAAAUCUUUGCCUUUGUCUCAAGAUUUGUAGCAUAGAAUUAAAAUUUAGAAGAGAGAAAUAUAGACUUUUGAUGCUCUCAAUCCAAGAGGGAAAAAAAAGACUGAACAUGUUGCUAGUUUACCUAUUCUAAUGCCUUUCUAUUGCUCUCGAAAACUUUAAGCAUUUUAUUGUAUUUUUAACUUUGAUGAAAUAACGUUCGCGAGUGACCUUGUAUAUAUUAGCUUUUGAGACUUUUUUUUGAAAACAGAAAAGUGUAUCAUAUCCUGCUUAUCUCCAUGUCGCUUGAUCUGUACAUCUUCAGCCUAGUUACUUAUGAUCCAUAGUCAGAAUAUAUUACCUUACCCUGCUUCUCAUCUAUCAAUUUAGAAUAGCAACUGUUGGUUAUUGACUCUUAUUGUUCUUAUUAUAAGCAUCAACAAUAAGUAUAAUAAUG